AUGCCUCUGACAGAAGAAGAUCGUCGAAAACUCUUCAGCGCAUACCGAAGUCUCGAUCCACCCGCGGUCUCCUCAUCGCCCUUCCAGCGCGUCUCCAUUGGGCCGCCCGAGUCCAUCCUCAGCAACACCUCGAAAGCUUCGAACCAUCCGCCUUGGGAUCCUAAUACUCGCACCCUCGAACCUUACCAUAAAGUACAGAUUGAAUUCCCGCUUCUUAAUUUGCUGGGAGAGGAAGAAGAAGGUGUACUGUACCGAGCGGAGAAUUCGAAGAAGCGCUACCAGCCUUUACCGCUCAUUCUGGAUGAUAAUGUGUACAUGAACUCCGGCCGAGACAAGGGGCCCGAGGCGAGUUUCUUCACCCUAUACAAGGCCGCGCGCGGAGGGAGAGGCGUGGAAGAGGAAGUGUCGAUGAGCGGAGUUCUGACUGCAGAUGUUCGGGAAUUGACAAAUUAUGUCGGAACCACGUACCUGAUGCUCGUCAUCUUCCAGACGCCACGGCGGGGAGGAUUGCAAGUCCGCAUCCGCCUCGCGACGGUUUUCCGUGGCGACAAGAAUGGGGGGAGGGAGACGAAGGAAUUCCGCGAUUACGAGAUGUCCCUGGAUGAGUUCUUGUCCCUGCGGAAUGGGGAGAGAUGGUAUCUGGACUGUCUGCAUCUGAUUGCUAUGAAGAGUGACCGCGCCACACGACACGUGCAGUUGAAAUUAUACCCCAACGCGGUGCAGGGAGUCCAGGGGGCGUUGGAGCUGUACAAGAGUUUCCGGGCCAGUUUCCGGGCGCCGAGAUGUCCUGAUUUCGGGUUCUAUCUGAAGGGACUGGUGCGAGAAGUUAAAAAGAAGAACAAGACCAAGGCGCGUUGUGGAAUCUGUGAGAAGGCGUUUGGUGGGCAGGAAGAGCAUGGAAGUCCUGUCUCGAUGGGAUGUUGCGGGAAGGUUGUUGCCAUGCAAUGUCUUGCGGGAUGGUGUGAGGAGAUGGCCGCGAGGAGUGUGCUGCCGCCUUUCUAUCCGACUACAUGUCCGAUCUGUAAGACUGAACUCUUCACGGAUGAGAGGACUUUGGAGCAUUUGAAAUUUGGCGUCGUGGCGGAUACGUAUUUCGUCGACGGGAGGUAUUCGCAGUGGGAGAAUUUCGAACGCAGCUGUGCGGAUUUGGAUCUUGGGGCAGCGGAGCGGGAAGAGAGAGGGGGGAGGGUACGAGUGGAUGCGGAUCUGAUUGCGGAUGUCUGGGUCAGGAUGGUGGAGUAUGGCGCUAUGGAGGGAGAUGGAGGAGGAGGCAGAGGAGGAGAGUUGGAGCAUCUGAGGAUGGACCAAUGUCCGGAAUUUGAAAUUUGGCAUGAUGAAUUCAUGAAGCACAUUUACAGGCUGGAUGGACAUGAGGCCCGCAGUCUGUCGCACUUGUACAAUUUUUUGGAAAGCAAGAUCUUCCUGGAAUUUCGACGGCGGUUUCGACAAGCUGGACUGGAUCGGUAUCUGCCUCCUGGAGCGCAGGGGAGUUGGGUGGGCAAGCAAUUAACGCAGGAUUUUUUGUUCCGGGAUGGAUUUCGGGAGUUUACCGGGGGAAUGCUGAAUCGGACGUUGAGGUUCUUGGAAUUGAGGGCUUGUGAUGGGUGUGAGAGGGGAGCGGCGUUCCAUUGGCAUGGUGGGAGGGAGUACUACGAUCCCCGGCAAUUUGGCGGGCGCGGUGAAGACCGGGAGAGGGAGAGGGGGAGGAGGAGGAGGAGGAGGCGAUGGCAGGAGAGUCGCGAGGGGCGGUCGUAUCUGAGGGAUUUCUUGGAGGCGAUGUGA
This is a messenger RNA of Lecanosticta acicola, 1782 nucleotides long. The record is from the annotation of a GenBank genome assembly. Lineage: Eukaryota; Fungi; Ascomycota; Dothideomycetes; Mycosphaerellales; Mycosphaerellaceae.